Messenger RNA from Diabrotica virgifera virgifera (western corn rootworm), 7550 nucleotides. RefSeq lists its product as uncharacterized. Gene Ontology annotation, biological process: double-strand break repair via nonhomologous end joining; telomere maintenance; cellular response to gamma radiation. Bases 129 to 1613 code for a protein of 494 amino acids. Gene Ontology annotation, cellular component: Ku70:Ku80 complex. The record is from RefSeq and is a predicted model, not a curated record. Gene Ontology annotation, molecular function: telomeric repeat DNA binding; double-stranded DNA binding. The transcript has 5 exons. Lineage: Eukaryota; Metazoa; Arthropoda; Insecta; Coleoptera; Chrysomelidae.
UCAUACAUUUACACGCCAACCGCCAUUUUCGAUUUAUUUCGAUUAAUGCCGGUUCCGCUGUUUACAAAUUAGAAUAUUUGAGUAUUUUUUAUUAUAAUUAGUACAAAUUCGUCAAAAAAUCAAUCAAUAUGCCUCCACCAGCGAAAAAAGACUGCGGGCUAAUCUUGUUCGAUGUAGCAUCGCCUAAAAAAACCGAACUCCUCAAUGGGCUCAUGAAAUUCUGUUGUUACAAGUGGUACAUGAACUCCAGGAGUAUGUACCGAGUAAUUCUGGUAAACUCGGCAGUAACUGAUAACGAUUUUAACUAUCCGCAUAUUCACACACUUGAAGAAGAAGACUUUGAACCAAACGCAAUCUUUUCUGAAAUAGAAGGUGCCAAGCCUGGCCAGUCAAAUUGGAUAGAUGCCUUGUCUUUGGGUGUGCAUCAUUUAGACCAAGCUGUAUCAAUGAAAGGCCUGGUGACGUUGCAGCUGAUAUUUUUUACCACCUUAGAUGCAACAAAACCGUUAAAUGUCGAUGCAGCAAAGUUAAGUUCUCUCAUGGAACGAAUGAAUGGACAUGAAAUAUUUUUGUACAUAAUUGGACCCAACGUGAAGCUACCAUUUGUCAUAACUAAUACCCAAUGUAUAUCAAAAUGCAUGAACGAACUACAAUUGCCUCCUGGUAACCAAAAUUUAGCUACUGCCAAAAAGAUCAUAACUGGUAUCAGGAACGGUGUUAUGUGUAAUACUAAAAUUGGUCUGAAUCUGUUGUUCAGUUACAAAAAUUCACCAGGUGGUCAGCCUUGGAAACUACCAUUAUCAUUUGGCACCAAGCUCUCCAUUCCAGCGACUACUUUUAAAAUAUUUAGGAGUGACCAACUGAUCCACUUGAAACUCAUUUCUUCAACCUCAAGGAGUUAUGUCAGAACCCUGGCUGAAAAUCGAGAUGUGAUAGUUAAAGAAGAUGAAAUUGUAAGAGGUAUUCAACGUCACGGAAAGUUUAUGAUAGUAGAUGACAAUAUGUUUAGAACAGAGACUGAUAGAUGUUUUGAUAUUAUCGGAUUCAGUGAUAAGAAAUUUUUCCCUGAAACAAUCAUAAGAGGCGAGACAUUUUAUGUUUUACCCGAUCAAUUUAACGCUGAAGCUUUUCAAGCAUUUACCCACUUGGUAAAGGUUCUCUCAGAAACGAAUAAAUAUGGUAUAUGUAAAAGAGUCUAUGCUAGAGGAAAUAAGCCAAAGUAUUUUGCCCUCAUCCCCAAUUUGGACUAUAAGCCAAAAUGCCUCACAAUGACUCAAUUGCCGUAUGGGGAUUACGCAGUCCCACAUAAGUUCGAGGAACCGAAAUGUCCAAAGGAAAAAAUCAAACAAGAUGAUUUCAGCAAUUUUUUUAAUAGUUUGAUAAUUGAAAAUCCUGGUUCAAAAACAGGGACAACUCUUGGUCCCACUAUGUUGCUGGAUAUCAACCAACAUAAACUGGCCAGUGAUGUGACUAAGAAGCGUCUGCAAAGAAACGACCUGGAUUUGGAUGCUUUGAAUGUCCAUGCUUUCGAAAAAGCACCGGACAAUAAAUUCAUGGAUGCUCUCAAGAGGUCUUGGCCAGCUAGAGAUGCACCGACUACUACAAGACAGUAGAUCUUUUAUUUAAUAAGAACUAUUAGUCCACAGUACAUCAUGCUUUUUCAAAAAUGAUUUAUUUUAUUUUAUUUAUUAAUCAUACGGGAAAACCUCAUUCAUAGUGUAAUUAUAAAGUAAAUAAUAAUAAUAACUAGCAUCAACACAAUAAAAGUAGUUCUCACAAGAAGAUACAAUGCAAUAAUACAAACAAUCACAAUAUAUGUAAAAUAUAAAAUGUAACAAAUAUAUCAUAUAACAGUAAAUUUAACAAGACGUAUUGACAAUAACGAAACAGACGUUUUUACAACAGUGAACAUCAUAAAGCCAGAGAUCUCUUCAGUUGAUCCAAUGAAAUAUUGAAAACAUCAACAUUACUACUAUUCAAUAAUCCCAUAUACCUAUCGACUGGGCUAUGAAAACCAUAGGAUAUUCUGUGGUAAGAGACACUCAAUGUUUUAUGAUAGCGCAUGGCCUGAUAGAGAACAUUACAAUCAAUUUGGCUUAAGAGACUUGGACAAUCAAUUUGUGCGUUAAUCAACUUAUCGUCGAUCUAAUACGCAAAUUGUCCAAGUCCAUUUUUUGCAAAAAGUGAUUUUUGGUGUCAUCUAGUAGUAGACGGUAAAAGCUACAGCCUGGCAAUUCCCAAAACCGCCGUUAUUAUUUUAUUUCGCGCCAAUUUCGCUAAACAAAUUUUGCUGAAAUCCAACGUUCUGUUCACAUUCAUACGAAUAUUGCCUAUGUCCAUUGUUUGAUCACGUGUUCACUUGCAUGUAACAGUGUUUCUGAAGUUGUUUUGAUUGAAAACGUUAGAAAAUGUAAGUAAAUAAAUAUGAUAUUGUUAUUAAUAUACAGGGUGUCCCGGAAAAUAGUGCGUUCCUUAAAGGUAUAGGUAGAAGACACCAUGUAGAACAAAAAACUCUUAUAAAAUUUUUUUCUAAAUGCAACCGUUUGACCAAAAAAUUAAAAUACAUUUUGGUAUGCAAAUUUAAAUCUGACAACUAUGUGAAGUACGCAAAUUUAAGCAUAGACAGUUCCAUGUAAAUAGUUAGAAGACAGAUAGUAAACAGAUAGUUUUAAAGAAUCCUGUUUAGUGUCAAUGCCGAAAAUGUUUUCGAAUCGUGAGUGUAUUACCUAUUAUAUUAUUAUGUUGAUUAUUUAUGGCAGAUCACUGAAUGGAGAGGCAUACUAUAAUUAUUUCUUUAAAAAUGUUUUGCCGGUAUUUCUCGUCGUAUGAAUGGUGUUUGUGAAAGUGGGAUACUUUGAACAUCUAUUCGGUAUAAUAAUUAUUUUCAAGUAAGUACAACUUAAUUAUUUAAGUUCCACUGUAAACUAUGUCAUUCAGUUAAAGCCCUCAGCAUUCAACACCUUUAGAGCUUACUAAAUACAUAAUCCUUGUUCAGUUAAAAGAUUUGUUUUUUAUGUUAAAAGAUGUGUAAUUCGUUUAAAAUUAUGCAAUAAGUAUUUCAAUACAUUUCAAAAAAAUAAUUUUAGUAAACAAAUAGUAAAAAUGAUACAUAAAUACUAUUAGGUUGGAUUAUUUUAAAUACUGUAAAUCACAAACGAGUUCUUAUUAUCUGUUAAUAUUCCGUAGUGCGUACGAUGUUGCCGGUUUAUUAAAAUUUCUAAACAUUAAAAUACAGGUAUAUGGAAAACAAUGUUAUCUUUUUUUUGGAAACGGUUAACUUAAGAAAAAAAUGGUAUAGGACUUUUUUGUUCUAAAUUGUGUAUUCUCUACAUACCUUAAAGGAACGCACUAUUUUCCGGGACACCCUUAAGAUAUAGUAUAAUAAGUAAAAACAUUUGUGUAAAUAUUUUGUUUAAUUAAUUUUGGUCAAUUAUGUAUUUCACGGAGUUAGGCAAUUUUCUUUUUUAAUACUGUUGUUGUUUUUUGGACAUGGCAAGUUCCACAGUGUUUUGUCUCUCCUGUAAAAUUUUCGAUUUGUGACUUAGGCAAUUUGCUUAUUAGACCGACGUUAUGUAGAAAUAUUGCACCAGAGAUGUCACGACGUAAUCUGAGAGGAAGUAGAGAGAGAUGGGAUUCAACAGUUGAGUAAUCAUGGUUAACUAUAGUUAGAUAAGAUUUGAAUGCGCAGUAACGUAAAAAUUUAUGUUGGAUCAUCUCGACCGUAUCGAUAUGGUUUUGAUAGUAAGGGCACCAAACUACCGAACAGUACUACAACAAGGAUCUAACAAAAAGUUAAAUUAUGACUUUUGUAAUCGCAAAACAUAACCUGCCAUAAUUAACAUAUCGUCAUAUCCCGGUGAGAAGUCACUAACUAACAUUUUAUUGUUAUGGAGAUAUUUGAAGGUAAAUAUAAAAUCUUCACUAUAAAUCAGGUUUUUAAAAUUUUCUAUCACAAACUGGUUUAAGGUGUAUUUACUGCUGUUAUAUUUAUUAAUCUGAAGUUACUAAUACUUUGAAGCUACUCUACUAUGUAUUUUGUGCAAUACUAUCAGUUAGUGAUCUUUUGCAUAAACAACAAUAAUGAAUUUUGGUAAUAACUAUUUAUUACAUAAUACAUAAUAUAAUUAUUACAUAUUAUUAUAUUUAUUACAUAAAACAUCGUAAUAAGUUAAAAUAAAAAAAAUAUCAAAAAAGUUCCUCUUCUUCGUCAUCCUCAACGGCUCAGAGGUGCAACCAGGAUGAUCCUAAGGGGGCGUGGGUUACAACAACUUGAUGGUCUCUGGGGGUAUGGAAUAGUAAUGGUGUUAAACGUAUAGAGCCCAAAGUACAUCCAAAUGGGGGGGGAGGGUUAUAACCCCAAAACCGCCCCCUAGUUACGCCUAUGCAACGGCUGGCUCGGUUAUUGUAUCUGGUAUAUUAUUGGCUGUUGGUAGAGAAGCAUACCUACUAUCCAUGCAGUUUCUCUGGUAUAAUUUCUUUUUUACAUAAUUUCAUCAAAUUCUCCUUUUUCUGGUUACAAAUAGGCCGCAGUUGAUUGUAAGCUUUAAUUUCAUUCACACAAUUUUGUCGACCUCUUCCGUGUACAUUUAGUACAAUGUAGGACUCUGUGUGACUGUAGCGAAAUUUUAUUAUGUCUGGAUUGGCAUUUCCAUAUCGCAAAGAUUUUCAGACGAUUUUUAAUUGUGCGUUUUGAGAGGUCUUUAAGGUCCAAGAUAUCAGAAAAAUGCAGCUGUUUGACAGGGUGGGGAUUGUCGGAGCUUUUGUUUCUGUUCGAUCUACCCUUUUUUAGUAUGUUCAUCCACUCCAUAACAGAACUAACAGACACAUGCCUUUUUUCCCUUUCAAUGACCCUAUGCAUGCUGUCAACUUCUAUGAAAGAAUCGCCGAAUUCUAGGUAUUUCUGCUCUAUGAUUUCAAUAUGAGUAGUUUGGGUCAAAUACAGCAGAAGCGAAGAGAUGUGCUGAUUGCGAUUUUGACCCCCACAUGUGUCUGAAAACAAUGAAAGCUCUGUAAUAUUCUUUGGAAGUCCAUUAAUCCACUGCAUUAAAGCUGUAUCAAUUUCAUUGUUGCCUCUUUUACCAUUCACCUCAGACCACAGCAUGCAAUAUGCUUCAUUUGGAAACCGUGACUCAUAAACAGUGAAAUUAUAAAGGCAGAGUUUACGACAGUAAUAUAACAGAUAUUCUUCACCAGUCGGUAUUUGAAGAACACUCUGUAAGUCACUUUUCAGAUCGGAUCUCAUCUUUUUCUUUAGCAAUUGUGGCCUGCCUUUUUCUUUCUAAGUGGGCAUUGUAUUUUUGUUCUAAUUCAGGUAUUACAGAAUCUAUUUGUUUUGCGUCCCUAAAUUUACUACAGAGGGUACCUUGAUCCUUUUUCGACACGAAAAAUGAAAAAUUGCAGAAAGAAAAAUGAAAAAAGAAAUUCAGACAGACUUCAUAUUCAUUGCUUAUAAGAAAGUAUGCUCUGCUGCACUUUCUCUUUUUAUUAUUUGAAACAUUUGCCAAAGGUCUUGCCGGUUCUUUUGUUUGAACCAUUUUUAAAAUGAAAUCUUUCUUUCUUUUAUAAUUAGAAAGAGACCAGUACUUUUUACAAAUGCUGAUCCUAUCCAUUUCCGAAAAAUUUUGACUAGAUUUAAAUUUACAAGAUCGACAGUUUACUCGUUGUGGAACCUUUAUACCCUUACACACUUCGUUGUUUUAUAGGGCAAACAGUUAAACUUAUUAUUCUUCUCAAUAUUUUUUGACCAUUUAGAGGGAUCAGCUUUUCUACAUCGGGAAAAAACUUUCUUUAGAGGUGUAUUCUCAUCAUUAUUCCCAACAGAAUUAUAUAUGUUUAACUAUUAAACUUCAACAAUCAGUUGUUAUAACAAUACUAACAAGUAACGUCACCAAGGAAUAUUUUUUUAGAAAAAUAAUAUGUGUUCACUCACUAACUGCAUAUCAAUAACUGAGAAAUAGAAGAGUAAAAUCAAACACAGCAGUGGUUUAUUAUUAUGGACAAAUAAAUACUUGGGCACAAAAUUGGAGAAUUAAAUUGAAUGAACAAAAAUCAAACCAUAUUGUUUUUACAAAAUGUCACGGUGAAUCACCUACAGUAACAAUAAAUAAUAAGGCAAUUCCCUCAGUUACCUCUGUAAAAUAUCUGGGCAUGCACUUGGACAGGGGAUUAACCUGGAGAACCCAUAUAUGGAACAAACGGAAACAACUGGGCAUAAAAUUUAGUAAGCAUUAUUGGCUUCUAGGGCGUAAGUCUAAGCUCACGACAAGAAAUAAACUGCUAGUCUACAACACAAUAUUCAAAUCAGUAUGGGCAUAUGGUCUGCAGCUCUGGGGAACAGCAUCCAAGUCGAAUGUAUCCAUAAUUGAGAGAUUCCAGUCCAAGGUGUUACGUUCAAUAAUCGAUGCUCCGUGGUUUGUUACUAACAGGGAUAUUUACAAUGAUCUGGAAACGAAAACCGUCAGUGAAGUGAUAGUGGAGUUAAGUGCAAAAUACAUCGUACGUCUUGAAAGCCACGCGAAUGUGCUUGCAAUUAAUUUGUUAGACAACAGUCAGGAAACAAGGCGGUUAAAGAGACAGACACCAUUAGAUUUACCGCAUAGACAUUAACAUUGUUACAGUAGCUAAGUUAAUAUAUUUAUGUAAUACAGUAAUUUAAUAUUAUCUCUGUAGAGAUGUGUGACGCUGGUCACAAUCUCUCUUCAUGUCAUUAUUUCUAAGAUAAAAUGUGCCUAUUGUUAUAUGUUAUAACAGAUUGCCUAAUAAACAUGUAAAAAAAAUUAUUAUGGAAAAAGUCACUAAGUGCCAUUAAUGAGUUUUAACGCAUAUCUCUACAAAUUAUUCGUAUGUAAAAAGUUACUAAGUCAGGUAUUUUUGGCUACUUAAUAUUUUCUGUAUUAACGGGUUAGUGAUUUUUCACCACACAGAAAUAAUCAUUUAGAAACACAUUUAGCAAGUAGUGACUUUUAUAAUAGAAAGAUAUAGUGAAUUUCAUUCGAUCGGUGAAAUUAAUGAGUUUUUUCACAAAAUGUCAGUUAGUGACUUUUCGCCGGGAUGACGAAUUUACGUUGUUCGACUAAAUAAACGAGACUGUAAAUUUGUCGGACAAGAGGUCGACAAUAGUUAGUAAUUUAUCAAUACUUUCAAUUGAAAAUUAAGAGUUUUGUAAUAACAAAACUAUACCGCGCUAGAGUGACAUCUUGAGGGUGUCAUAUUCGACUCUUUUUUUGUCCGACAAAAAUAAUUUAUUUUAUUCUAACGCAUAAUCUUUGGAUUAAAAUUAAAAAUUAUAGCUUUGCAAUUAAACCUAACCGCGUUAGAGCUACAGGUUUAGGCGUGGGGCGUGCUGAAACGCGCCCAACCUGCUCUUUGAAAUUUUUCAAAAGUGGUAGACUAAUUCAAACGAAGCAAUUAAAACCAUUUUUAAGACUUUUGUAAUCAUUUCUGAAAAACGAUGAUGUACUGUGGACUAUAUUAUAAUAUAAAUAACAUUUUUUACAUUUCUGUAAGUUUGUCAGUUUGAUUUAAUAUAAAUAAAUGUAUCCUUUUAUGUA